UUUAAUAAAUAGUGGGUAGGUUGGUAGGUGUUCCGCCACAUGUGACGUCAUCGUAACCACCCAGGGGUAGUGGUAGUAGGGGGCGGAGCUACUGACGUCACUGUAGCAGGUUAACAUCGCUGCUCUGUUAAAAAACAGAAGCAAAGAAGCCACAACAGUUUGACAUGAAACAAAACCGCAUUUCUGACCAUAUUCUCCGGGUGGGAAUCAAAAUAGAAACGGUUACAGAGCAGCCCAGCCACGUGGUGUACAGGUGGUUAGUAGUCAGCCAUGGAUACCACCACCUCCAUGAAGAUGACCUCGAUGGCCAUCCAGAGUCUGUUCAGCUACGUGGAGGAGGAGAACCUGGCUGCCAUCAAAGCACAUUUGGACAAGUUCAAAGACGUGGACAGCAGGAGCGAUAAUGGACAGACUCCCCUGAUGGUGGCAGCAGAGCAGGGCAAUCUGGAGAUAGCACAAGAGCUCAUUAGCAGAGGAGCCAACGUUAACUUGGAUGAUAUUGACUGCUGGACAGCGUUGAUCUCGGCGGCUAAGGAGGGCCACAUUGAGGUGGUGAGGGAGCUGCUGGAGAACAAAGCCAACCUGGAGCAUCGAGACAUGGGAGGCUGGACCGCUCUCAUGUGGGGCGCCUAUAAAGGUCGUACAGAUGUGAUCCAGCUGCUCUUGGAAAAAGGAGCUAACCCCAACAUCACUGGUCAGUACAGCGUCUACCCCAUUAUCUGGGCGGCAGGUCGAGGCCACGCAGAGAUUGUCCAUCUCCUGCUGCAGCACGAAGCCAAGGUCAACUGCUCCGACAAGUAUGGUACCACUCCUUUGAUCUGGGCUGCCAGGAGGGGCCACUAUGACAGUGUGAUGCACCUUCUGGCCAACGGAGCUGAUGUAGACCAAGAAGGAGCGAACUCAAUGACGGCUCUGAUUGUGGGAGUGAAAGGUGGCUACACAGAGGUUGUAAAGGAGCUGCUGAAGUGUAACCCAAAUGUCAACAUGACGGACAAAGAUGGCAACACGGCCCUGGCCAUUGCCGCCAAGGAGGGUCACACCGAGAUCGUACAGGACCUGCUGGAUGCCGGCACCUAUGUCAAUAUCCUAGACAGGAGUGGGGAGACGAUGCUGAUUGGUGCUGUGAGAGGAGGUCAUGUGGAGAUAGUCCGAGCUCUGCUGAACAAAUAUGCUGAUAUUGACGUCAGGGGCCUGGAUGGAAAGACUGCCCUCUACUGGGCAGUGGAGAAAGGCAACGCUAUCAUGGUGAGAGACAUCCUGCAGUGUAACCCUGACACCGAGAGCUGCACUAAGGAUGGAGAGACCCCACUCAUCAAAGCCACAAAAAUGAGGAACAUAGAGAUAGUGGAACUCCUGCUGGAUAAAGGAGCCAAGGUGUCUGCAGUGGAAAAGAAAGGUGACACGCCCCUCCACAUCGCCAUCCGAGGACGAAGCCGAAAGUUGGCUGAGCUCCUGCUGAGGAACCCUAAAGAUGGCCGCCUGCUUUACCGCCCCAACAAAGCUGGAGAGACGCCAUACAACAUCGACUGUACCCACCAGAAAAGCAUCCUCACACAGAUAUUUGGAGCCAAGCACCUCUCCCCCUCUGAGUCAGAUGGAGACAUGUUGGGUUAUGACCUGUAUAGCAGUGCUCUAGCAGACAUCCUCAGUGAGCCCACCAUGCAGCCACCUAUCUGUGUUGGACUCUACGCUCAGUGGGGCAGCGGCAAGUCUUUCCUUCUAAAGAAACUGGAGGAUGAGAUGAAGACCUUUGCAGGCCAGCAGAUAGAGCCUUUGUUCGAGUUCUCUUGGCUGGUGGUCUUUCUCACCCUGCUCCUCUGCGGCUCAGUGGCCGUCGUUCUGGGCUUUACUGUUGAUCCCAAGCUGGCGAUUGCCGUCUCCCUCAGCCUCCUCGCUCUGCUCUACAUCUUUUUCGUGUUGGUGUACUUCGGAAGUCGGCGUGAAAGGGAGAGCUGGCACUGGGCGUGGGUCAUCAGCACCCGCCUGGCUCGCCAGGUCGGUUACCUGGAGCUGCUGCUCAAACUGAUGUUCGUCAACCCCCCUGAACUUCCUGAGCAGACCACCCGCGCACUGCCAGUCAGGUUCCUGUUCACAGACUAUAAUCGUCUGUCCAGUGUUGGAGGGGAGACCUCCAUGGCUGAGAUGAUCGCCACGCUUUCUGAUGCCUGUGAGAGGGAGUUUGGCUUCAUGGCCUCCAGGCUCUUCAGGGUUUUCAAGAAAGAUGAGAUCCAAGGUAAAAAGUGGAAGAAAACAUGUUGUGUUCCCUCCUUCGUGCUGUUUGCCGUGACACUGGGAUGCCUGAUCACUGGCACGGCCCUGUUGGCCAUCUUUAAGGUGGACCCUGAUAACUUGACAGUAAAUGCCGUGCUGAUAGGCAUGGCCAGUGUGGUGGGCCUGGCCUUGCUGCUCAACUGCAGGACCUGGUGGCAGGUGGCCGACUCCGUCCUCUACUCGCAGAGGAAACGGCUGCACAGCGCUGCUAACAACUUGCACAAGCUCAAGAGUGAAGGAUUUAUGAAGGUUCUGAAGCAUGAAGUGGAGCUAAUGUCAAAAAUGGCCAAAACCAUUGAUGGCUUCACCCAGAACCAGACACGCAUGGCCGUCAUCAUCGACGGACUGGACGCCUGCGAGCAGGACAAAGUUCUGCAGAUGCUGGACACGGUGAGGGUGCUCUUCUCCAAAGGUCCUUUUAUUUCCAUCUUUGCCAGUGACCCCCAUAUCAUCAUCAAAGCUAUCAACCAAAACCUCAACAGUGUGCUGAGAGACUCCAACAUCAACGGACACGACUACAUGAGGAACAUCGUCCACCUGCCAGUAUUCCUCAACAGCAGAGGCCUCAGCGCGGCCAAAAAACUCUGCAUGGCGACCCCCGUCAAUGGAGAGCCAUCGCCUGCUGAGGGAUGGAAUGACGACAUGGACAGGAGGAUGUCUCAGAGCAGCCUGAGCCAAGACCAGGCCAAGUUUGGCAGCAAGAAUGCCCUAAACCGCAGGGACACAUACCGGCGUCGGCAGAUGCAGAGGACCGUCACCAGACAGAUGUCCUUCGACCUGACCAAGCUGCUGGUCACCGAGGACUGGUUCAGUGACAUCAGCCCACAGACCAUGAGGAGGCUGCUCAACAUCGUUUCUAUCACAGGUCGUCUGCUGCGGGCCAAUCAGAUCGUCUUCAACUGGGAUCGGCUGGCGUCGUGGAUCAACCUGACAGAGGAGUGGCCUUACAGGACGUCGUGGAUCAUCCUGUUUUUGGAGGAGGCAGACGGAGUGUCUGACCAUAUCUCUCUCAAGACAAUCUAUGAGAGAAUCUCCAAAAACAUCCCCACCACGAAGGACGUGGAACCGCUGCUGGAGAUCGAUGGAGAUAUCCGCAGCUUUGAGGUCUUCCUGUCGUCCAGGACGCCCGUCCUCGCUGCCAGAGACGUGGAGAUGUUCCUGCCCUGCACCGUCAACCUGGACCCCAAACUCAGGGAGAUCAUAGCAGAUGUGCGAGCGGCCAGGGAGCAGAUGAACAUGGGAGGAGUGACCUAUCCCACGCUGCCCAUGCAAGAAGCAGUACCCCGUCCUCAGUCAGGUUAUGGCCAGCACACAGGCGGCUGCUCCCCAGCGGGCUCCUUCGCCGGAUCCAUGCCUCCUCAGCCUCAUAGCGCCUACUUCAGUGGGAUGACAGGCCCUCAGCACCCCUUCUACAACCGGCCUUAUUUCCCCCAUCAUGUGUAUCACCUGCCACGGCCUUACACCCACCAUGUCCCCUCAUCCUCGCGCCCCUCCACUAAACCACCCGGUCAACAUAAGGACAACUCCAAUGGACUUGAUGUUAUUGCAGAGGAUGCCAGAGAAGGCCUCCCCUCCUGUCCCUCUGAACCUACCAUGCAUUUAAAGUCGCUGCCUUACAAAUUAAAGCAGGUCUCUCCUGCGGUCCUGCUCAGCUCUAUGAACACAGAUGCAGUGUGUGAGCGUGUCAGACAGAUAGAGGGAAUCGACCCCAGCAUGCUGCAUCAGUACUCCUCCACCAUCAAGAAGGCUAAUAUAAAUGGCCGAGUGCUGACUCAGUGCAACCUGGACGAGCUGAAGAAAGAGAUGGAGAUGAACUUCGGCGACUGGCAGCUCUUCAGGGGAACGGUGAUGGAGCAACGUCACGCCGAAAGCCAGGCUCUGCUUCAAGACGAGUCCCGAGCCGCUAGCGAGCAGGGCAGCAGCGUGCACCACGGGGAGCCCAGCAGACGCUCGGGGGGGGCCCAGCAUGAAGCGGCGGCAUUCAGCCUGAACCUCAGCUUCGAGGAGCUCAGCGGAGCGGGGCUUGAGGAACCUCAGAGACACAGCAACACUUCGCACUGGCCGGUGGCGAAUCUCCGCACCUCAAGCAUGUCCAGCCUCAACUCUCAGGAAUCCUCUAAUGACAUCUGCAAGCUGACAGACAAGCAGCAGUCUGAGUACCACGAUGCCUACAGGGAGUACAUCUCUCAGAUGGCCCAGGUGGAGAUGUCCGGCAGUGGGGGGGAGAGGCCCGUGCAGCCCCACCCUGGACAGUUCCUCCAGGCUGCCAGCUCAGAGGACAAAGGGGCCAAGGAAGGAGCCGACCAAGACAGCCGCAAGCCCUUCACCAAGAGAGGCUCCAAGCCUAGCGAUGCCACAGACUUCCCCUCGGGGGCCGAUGCCCAGCCUCUAGACCCCAUCAGUGAAGAGGAUGAGAAGCUGGACCACAGCACAUCAUCAAGAACUCCGGGCACCAGGAAGAAAGGAGCCGGGUCGCUGUACCACAAGCUGCCCAGCGACGAAGAGGAAGCGGACAACGCCACGCCUCUCCUCCACAGAGAGGCGCGAGCAGGUGCUCUGUCCACCGGGCUGCCGACCAGGCCUGGCUUCCUCACCGAAAUCCUCCUGGAUAAGAAGGACUCGUCCGACUCGGGGAUGCGCUCCAGCGACAGCUCCUCAGAUCGCUCUCUGGAGGAGGCUGAUGGAGACGGCGACAGAGAGAAGACCAGCCUGAUUGAGCUGGAGCUGGAGGGCCUGGUGAAGAAGAGAGGCCUCCUCCCCAGCAGCCUGAGCGGCCUGCAGGACACGGCGGUGGCCCGCAUGUCUAUCUGCUCCGAGGCUCCGUCCGAGGCCAGCCUAAUGGCCAGCAGCCCAGAUGAGGGGUGGCCGUCCGGCAACCUCAACUGCACCACCAGCAACAGCACCCUCAACAACAACUCAAACAGCCCCGACGACACCACCAACACCAACAACAGCCAUCAUCAGCCGGCUAACAUCACAGGCACGGAGUCCACCAGCACCUCCUCCUCCUCCUCCUCCAGCUUCGACGUCUCGCCAGCUGUCAUCAUCACCCCCGGCAGCAGCAACAGCACCGCCAACACCACGACCGCAGCCAUCCACAACCAGAACCUGCGCACCAUCAGCUUGGGAGACGAGACGGAGAGCGUCCUCUGAGAAGCCGGUCGUUAUUUUUUCUGACGAGGGUCACGUAGACUGUUGUUCUCGAUGUUGUGACAUUAUUAUUAUUAUUAUAAUGUUGGUGUUGUGACGUGUUCCAAAGAAUUAGAUGUGUUCUACUGUUAGGAAGGAAAUGUAGGAAGUGUUGCUGUGAAUCAAGAGUAGUUCAUUCAAAAGCUUUGAUUAGUUGGUUAGUAAAAAAAAAAAAAAAAAUCAUCUUUAUUUAAACAAUUACAAAUCAAAAAUUGGAAGUGAAUGAUACCAAAAAUGCUUCAACCAGGUCAAAUUGGGAUUGCCCAAUUGAGUCUCAUGCAUUUGGAUUAUUUAAGUGUGAUUUCUUUCUCGUGUGAAUGUGUUGCUGUUAUUCGAAAUAGUGAUGAAAUGUUAGUUACAUGUUGUGGAAGUCAAAUGUUACAGAAAAAAGAUUUUUUCAAGAAAUGUAAACUGGAAAAAGCUCUGUGUUACUGAGGACUCAGUUUGGUAGUUAAAAGUAUUUAAAAUAGAUGGCAGCGUAGACGCUGGUAGUGCAGUGUGUUGUUGGUGGUUUCUAUGAUAGAAGAAGUGCAUGCACUCGUCUCCAAAGUGGUGAUUGUCUUUUUCCAAAACUCCCUUGUGAAAUUCUGUGAAUCAAUAAACAUGUUUGCUAUGUGGACCCUUGAAA
This is a messenger RNA of Sebastes umbrosus (honeycomb rockfish), 6088 nucleotides long. RefSeq names its product kinase D-interacting substrate 220a (gene kidins220a). Gene Ontology annotation, molecular function: protein binding. Lineage: Eukaryota; Metazoa; Chordata; Actinopteri; Perciformes; Sebastidae. Bases 271 to 5424 code for a protein of 1717 amino acids. The record is from RefSeq and is a predicted model, not a curated record. The transcript is spliced from 33 exons.